GGCAGCGUUCGCGUAGGCAGCGCACUGGGGGAGGGGAGCGGCGCGGUGUCUGGAGUCCUGUCGGUCCAGGUCUCCCCGCGAGCCUUGUAGCCCGCCGGUCCUCCUGCAGCCAGCCUGCUGGGCAGGGCCGGCUCGGCCGGGCCAUGGAGUCCUACGACAUCAUCGCUAACCAGCCCGUGGUCAUCGACAAUGGUUCAGGGGUGAUCAAGGCUGGCUUUGCAGGAGACCAGAUUCCUAAGUACUGUUUCCCAAACUAUGUCGGAAGGCCAAAGCACAUGCGGGUUAUGGCUGGAGCCCUGGAGGGGGACCUGUUCAUUGGACCGAAAGCAGAGGAGCACCGGGGGCUGCUGACCAUCCGAUACCCCAUGGAGCACGGUGUGGUACGGGAUUGGAAUGACAUGGAGCGCAUCUGGCAGUACGUCUACUCUAAGGACCAGCUGCAGACCUUCUCCGAGGAGCAUCCUGUUCUUCUAACGGAGGCCCCAUUGAACCCCAGUAAGAACCGAGAGAAAGCGGCAGAGGUGUUCUUUGAAACCUUCAAUGUUCCUGCACUGUUUAUCUCCAUGCAGGCCGUGCUCAGCCUGUACGCAACAGGACGCACCACAGGAGUGGUUUUAGAUUCGGGGGACGGGGUCACUCACGCUGUCCCCAUCUAUGAGGGCUUUGCCAUGCCACACUCCAUCAUGCGGGUAGACAUUGCGGGCCGGGACGUCUCUCGAUAUCUGAGGCUGCUGCUGCGCAAGGAAGGGGCUGACUUCCAUACCUCAGCUGAGUUUGAGGUUGUCCGGACCAUCAAAGAGCGAGCUUGCUAUCUGUCCAUCAACCCACAAAAGGACGAGGCUCUAGAGACUGAGAAGGUGCAGUACACCCUUCCAGACGGCAGCACGCUUGACGUGGGGCCUGCGCGCUUCCGAGCCCCUGAACUGCUGUUCCAGCCAGACCUGGUGGGGGAUGAGAGUGAGGGACUCCAUGAAGUUCUGGCCUUCGCCAUCCACAAGUCCGACAUGGACCUCCGCCGGACACUCUUCUCCAAUAUCGUACUGUCAGGGGGCUCAACACUCUUUAAAGGCUUUGGAGAUAGGUUACUAAGUGAAGUAAAGAAGCUUGCCCCGAAGGAUGUUAAAAUCAAGAUCUCUGCUCCUCAGGAACGACUGUACUCCACAUGGAUCGGCGGCUCCAUCCUCGCCUCACUGGACACCUUCAAGAAGAUGUGGGUAUCCAAAAAGGAAUAUGAAGAAGAUGGCUCCCGUGCGAUUCAUCGCAAAACCUUCUAAUGCCUACGGAGGGUGGACAUACUGGGAGAGAGGGAGGAAAGGGGAGCCAGAGCCCUUGACCCCUUUUGGUCUGGGUUCAUGUUCUAAGAUUAGGGUCCCCUGCAUGCCCUGACCCCGGAGCAGGUGGUGCAGUCAUGGUCACCUGCAGCCCUCCCCUCCCCCUGUGCUCAACAGACACACAGACACACAAAGAGUAAUGUUUAGCUGCAUGGAUGGCAGUCCCAAGGUGGAGCAUAGGAACUGAGGAACCCAACAUUGAGUUGGUGUGAGUGACCCUCUCAGCAGGGCCACUUUGGCCUGUGGUUCCUUGCUCUGGCCUUGAAGCUCUAAGACCAGACUCAUGUGCUCCAUUUGCUCUGACAGGCUCCCACUGGGGCUAGACUCCCUGGAUCUCUGGAGUAGGCUGAAGGGAGGGACAGCCAGGAGCUCCCUUCAGGGUGAUGAGGCACAGUGGUAUUUCAUGCUGCCUCCUCUUUCAGGCCUGACAAGGCAAAUGUUCUACAUAGGACUGACUAGAGAACAGUCCUCCAUUCCCAUUGAGGAAAUGUAGCCAAGAGUCAGAGCAUCAAAGCCAUGGGCAGCCACAGCUCAUGGUUUGCCCCACUCUUUCAAAGCACUACACUGAUUUGCUACUCCCUCCUUUUUCCCUCAGUGCCCUGGACAGGAAGGGGUUAAUGGUCUUUAUUUGCUGAGGGAAAGCCAUUUAAUCAUAACUCAGACCCAAAGGGUAGGCAUGUUCUCACCUCCCUCAAGAAAGGUCUUCACCAUGACCAGGGCCUCCCCUCCCUCUCCAGAUCUGAACAGUAAUUUAACACAGUUGCCUGAAAAAUACUUGUUUUUAUAAAUCAUUAUAGUAAUAAUUAUGGACAAGGCCCUGUGUGUGGCUCUGAUUCUUGUGGCUCUGCUCUUGUUUGCUCACGCAUCCCAGGGAGUGUGGAGAGAAAGGACACUGGCAGAGCUCAGGAGCCUGAGGCAACAGGACAGGUGAGAGCGGCCUCGUACCCUCCUGCUGUGACCUGCUAGGGCUGCUGGGUGUGCCUCCCAUGUGUUAGGAGCACCUCCGCAGGUGUGCAGGCGCUGGCAGUGAUGCAGGCUUAGCAGCUUACAGCAGGACCAGAAGGAAGGGCAGCCUGGGAAUGAACCAGGCUCCACAGAAGCAGAGCAUAGUCUGCAGGAGUUCUGCAGGCAGCAAGAGCUCAGCAAGUAGAGAAGUUUGCUUGUUAGUAUGUUGGUGCAUACUGCACAACACGUAUUUGAGGCCGAGGAGAACGAAAUACAAAGCGUUCAUCUUAGAGGCAAAAGAUGCCAGCCAUUUUGGAACAGUGUUGGGCUGAUGGGGUUAGGGCUGCACCAAUAGGUGGGGCACACUGCCUUGUAAGAGCCCGGUCAGUCAGGGGUUAGGGAGAGUCCUUUGACAGUGAGGCUGGGAAGGGAAAUUGUCUGUGGCACAGUGACAUAAAGAGGUCAGAUAGGCUAGCAUAUGGAGGGUCUGAAGAAAGGACGUUAACUGUGCUAGGUGACAAAUUUUCACUAUGGAAGAGUAGUGACCAGAGCCAGGUGUUGAAAGCUGUAGGCCAAAGUACUGAUCAGGAAUGUGUGUAGGCAGUGGAUUCUGUGCGGCCGUGUGGUCAUAGCGUGUCAUCAAAGUUUACACAGAAGCCUGUGCUAAGGGACCCUGCAAACCAGCUCUUGUGCAGGGUUCUGUGGCCUCACUGGCUCCCAGCCACCUGUGUUUGGAACUUUUCCUGCUGAGCUCCUCCUCCUCAUGCCCACAUUUGUCAGUCUCUGAGUCUCUGGUCUACAGUACCUCUGCUACCCAUCCUUUCCUAUUAGGGCCCCAGCCUAGCUCAUGACCCUGCUCCAUCCUGCCCACCCAGUGUGUUUGCUCAUAAUCUACUGUGUGGGUAACCACCUCAAACCUGUAAUGAGUUAUAAGCCAUACAAUAAAAUAUUCAUGAGUC
This is a messenger RNA of Mastomys coucha (southern multimammate mouse), 3235 nucleotides long. It is a transcript of the gene Actr1b, whose product is annotated as actin related protein 1B. The record is from RefSeq and is a predicted model, not a curated record. The transcript is spliced from 11 exons. The coding region runs from base 144 to 1274 and encodes 376 amino acids. Lineage: Eukaryota; Metazoa; Chordata; Mammalia; Rodentia; Muridae.